This is a messenger RNA of Micropterus salmoides (largemouth bass), 3906 nucleotides long. RefSeq names its product divergent protein kinase domain 2Ab (gene dipk2ab). NCBI's taxonomy places the organism in Eukaryota, Metazoa, Chordata, Actinopteri, Centrarchiformes, Centrarchidae. The transcript is spliced from 4 exons. The record is from RefSeq and is a predicted model, not a curated record. Bases 705 to 2009 code for a protein of 434 amino acids.
UGAAAAGAGUCGAAACAGAUCCCAUUGUGGUGUUGGAGAGGAGUGAAUCGCUGCCUGAGAGAAGAGGAGAAGAGGCGAUUUCGUGACCAUAAAGAGACUCGUGAUAAGCGGACAGACGUGGACGUGAAUGCACAACACAGACGCUGUUGCCCUGUGUGAAGAGGACCGCGUCGUCCAGCCGGAUAGAGCCGGUAUAUGAAGAGUUAAGACUCGACAUCCCAACUGUUUAUUUCGGCAGCUAGCAGGCUAGCUGGCUAAGAUACCUAUGUGCUAGAAAUGGGAAGCCCGUGUGAGUUCGCAUGAUAGAGAUCUUCGUCGAGCUUGGAAAAAGCUGUUUUGGGUUUAGAUUUCGUCGGCGGUGAUUUAAAGUAUCCGUCGCCCGCCUAGUAAGUCGCCGCAACUUUGAAGAAUGAUGUCAACUGAGCGCUAAGCAUUUCCCUACUACAGACCCGGAGAGGGAAAAGUCAUACAGGCCUGCUGGCACGAGGUUGCACACAAACACCAAGAAGAAGAACAUGACUCACAGGCCUCAGCCAGAGGCUGGCACGGGGCAGAUGUGCCAACCCCACCCCAUCGCGCCCCUUUAGAAUCUACCCCGGUACACCAUGAGGCAUUGAGGUUGGCUCCCUGACGAUCAUCUCAAUACCUCUCCUCUUCCCUAUCCCUCAAGAACCCCCCCUCCCCCUCCCUGCAUUGUCCCCAUCAUGCUGCGCUUCCUGCCUCUCAAACUUGGCCGCCUGUACCGCUGUCUGAAGCUCUUACUGGUGGUGGGAUUGUUUGUCAUCUUGUUGAUGAACACCCACAACCUGUUCGCCUCCUUCCAGAAGAAUGAGCUCACUGACAGACGCUUCAUCAACCUCAACAAGUGUCCCGCCUGUUUUGGCACCAGCUGGUGCCGCAAAUUCAUGAACGGCCAGGUGUCCUUUGAGACCUGGGGUCGCCUGCGAUUCCUAGACGUUUUCAAUGUCAAGAAUGUUUACUUUGCUCAGUACGGCGAGCCCAGGGAGGGCACCCGCCGUGUGGUGCUCAAGCGGCUCGGCUCCAACCAGGAGCUGGCUGAGAUAGACCAGAAAAUCUGCAAGAGGGCCACAGGCAGGCCGCGCUGUGACCUCAUCCAGGCAAUGUACAAGACGGAAUUUUCCCGGAUCAAUGGCGAUGUUCGCCUGCUCACUCCAGAGGUGGUGGAGGGCUGGUCAGAUCUUGUGCACUGCCCCUCUCAAAGGUUGCUGGACCGUGUGGUCCGCAGGUAUGCUGAGACCAAAGACUCGGGCAGCUUCCUGCUAAAGAACCUUAAGGACACGGAGAGAAUGCAGCUGCUCAUGACCUUGGCAUUCAACCCGGAACCACUCGUACUACAGAGCUUUCCGUCAGACGAAGGGUGGCCGUUCGCCAAGUACCUGGGAGCGUGUGGGCGCAUGGUAGCUGUCAACUACGUGGGCGAGGAGCUGUGGAGCUUUUACAACGCACCCUGGGAGAAGAGGGUAGAUUUGGCGCGUCAGCUGAUGGACAUCGCCGAGCAGCUCACCAACAAUGACUUUGAGUUUGCCCUCUACUUGCUUGAUGUCAGCUUCGAUAACUUUGCGGUCGGCCCGCGCGACGGAAAGGUCAUCGUUGUUGAUGCCGAGAAUGUGCUCGUGGCAGACAAAAGGCUGAUCAAGCAGAACAAGCCGGAAAGCUACGACGUGUGGUAUGAGAGCCGUUUUGAGGAGUGCGACAGGGAGGCCUGCCUGUCUUUCUCUAAGGACUCCCUUUGUUCCAGGGUCACUGUGGACCACAACUACUAUGCUGUGUGCCAGAACCUGCUGUCGCGGUAUGCUACGUGGCGGGGCACCACUGGAGGCCUCCUCCAUGACCCCCCCGCCCACAUAGCUAAAGAUGGACAACUCGAGGCCAUGUUGGACGAGUGCACCAGACCCAAAAAGCGAUACGGCCGCUUCCAGGCGGCCAAGGAACUGCGCGAAUACCUCACACAGCUAGCCGCCGCUUCUUCCUCCGCUACGGCCAGGUAAUAAACGGAGACGGCGUUAGCCCGACGCACUGAGAGACUGGAUCCUGUACUCUGUAUCUCCGGACUCUUGAGAUCCUGGUUCUUGUACAUGAUGUCAUUCUCUCCCCUUUGUGCACUGGAUCAGGAGAGUGUUAGAGGUCUUGCAUCAGGCAGUGUAAGAAUCAAACUUCAAAGCAGAUUUGUUAAAGCUCUGGCUUUAACCUGACUUUGCACCCCAUGUGAAAGAGCAGUGUGGCGCUAAGAGAUUCUGCUUAGAACCAGAAUAGAGGUAACCUUUCCUCUCCCAGGGUGGGCUGCCCUCCUUGAUGGGGGGUAGGUGAAAAAGGGCUCUGGUAAACGCAUCCCUCACUGGACCCAGGCUAACGCACACUAGGGCAUUCAAGACGCAAGAACAGCAACAACAUCGCACAGCCCUGACCACAUCCAUCCUCCUGUUCACUCCUCAAUCCAUCAGAACUGAUGUUUCAGAACAUUGAAUCUUAACACCUGUUUCAUUUUGCCCCCAGGAUCUCUUGGUUGUUUUUUUUUUUUUCAGGGCUGAAUUUAAGUAGAUUGGUGCGUUUACAUCCUUGUUGUGCCAUGGCUUCUUUUUUUUUUCUCUCUGUAGCAUGGCUGCAGGGAAGGCAAAGGUAGCAUGAAUCUCCUACUGUCAGGCAGCGGAGAUUGCCAAGCUACAGCAGGUAGAGAGGAGAGGCAGAGGGUUGUGGGGUUUUGUUUUGUUUUUUUUUAUGCAGGAGAAAAAAAGAAAACCCUUGACGGCUAUAUAAAUCUAAUUUCCUGCUACUCCAAUCAAUCACUUGAUUUCCAGGAUUGUGGCAAUCAUAUAUUUUUGGGGUUUUUUUUAGUGUUGUUCUUCCCUUCUUAUAGGAAACAGAGGGUGUAAGACUGCUGCACAUAGGAAAAGGAAUGGAAUUGGACAGUGGUGGUCCCUUGAUGCAGAUGUGCCUAUACCAAAGAGGCUAUAUAUAAUAAGAACCCGAAGCAGUACAGAGUGACAGCACUUUUCCCUCCAGUUGUUCGCCACUAGAGCUGUCCAAAGGAACCGUAAUGUGUAAACAAUCGUAAAUGAGCUGGCAGCCCAUCCUCCCACCCCCAAAAUCAAAGAUUGGGCGGAAUGUCACAUAACCCCUCUCUGCUUUGUUAACCUCCCAUACGACUGAUAAAUGAUGAUCAGAUAGGCUUAGACGUGUUUUUCUUCAACAAGGUCAAAAACAUCUUGACUAAAUGAAAGUGGGGAAAAUGAAGUGAUUCUGAAGAGGACUGGAAAACCACAGUUUAAAAAAAAAAAAAAAAAAAAGCAUAGUAGUGGCGUCCAGUGCCAAUUCUUUUUAAAUGUCUGUGAUCAAUCCUGUUGUGAAACUUCUCCCACUAGUGUUGCGUGCAGUCAGCUCUAUCAAGUAAAUGUUUAAAAAAUUAAAUGAAGAUAUCCUAAAUUCCCUCCUUACUCCACAACUGGCGUCUGACCUGCACUUUAAAAAUUUGCAGCCCAGAAUUCUUUUUGUUGAAUAUUUAAACGCUCAGCACCACUUAGAGGUUUGGUUGAUUUUACACUCAGUGGACCAGCGAAUUAAAGCAUGAUCACAAAUAUAAAGGCUCAUUUGGGAAUGGAUUAUGAAAGAUCUUGCUUGAAUAACCUUAAAAAAAGAAGAAGAAAUCCCCUCAUAUGUUUUUGUAUGUCAUCUGUCUUGAUAUUGUGAAUCAGACGCUAAAUGCCCAGUGGAGUGUUGUGUAGCACAGUCAAUAGGCAGGCAAAUAAUCAAGUAAAUAUGAGCCACUCCGUCUACGGGGGAAACUAGAAAAGCACAGCAGUUGCUUUUUUUGGCCUUCUGCGAGACCCGGGGAGCUGACGUGACUCUGUCAGGCAGGAAAAGCAAUAAAGAGAAGUUUGGCUGAUGGAC